Molecule: messenger RNA, 477 nt
Organism: Impatiens glandulifera
Lineage: Eukaryota; Viridiplantae; Streptophyta; Magnoliopsida; Ericales; Balsaminaceae
Product: zinc finger A20 and AN1 domain-containing stress-associated protein 6-like
Exons: 1
Coding region: 1-477 (158 amino acids)
Molecular function (GO): DNA binding; zinc ion binding
Source: RefSeq, a predicted model, not a curated record
AUGGAGAAUAAUAGUAUGGAACCUCCGAUGUGCGCUAAUGGCUGUGGCUUUUACGGAUCCUCUGAAACUUUCAAUUUCUGCUCCAAGUGUUACGCAAGUUGUAUUCAAGACAGGAUCAUCUCAUUCCAAAUCACCAACGACAAAGAUAAACUCGUCGAUGUUCAUUCUUCUUCUUCUUCUUCUGUUUCAAAUUCUAUCAUCCUAGGGUUACCGGCUCAAGAUCUGCCGCCGCCGCUGCAGCCUGACGUGGUUGUGUCAAAAACGGAUUGCAAGAAACCUGCAACAGCUCGAUGUGGAUGCUGCAGGAAGAAGGUAGGGUUACUUGGAUUCAAUUGCCGAUGCGGAAUUGUGUUCUGCGGUUCACAUAGGCAUCCGGAAACUCAUCAAUGCAAAUUUGAUUUUAAAUCCGGCGCCAUUGAUGAUUUAGAGAGAGCAAAUCCUUUAGUCAAGUCUGAUAGGUUACAAGAUAGAGUUUAA